Molecule: messenger RNA, 873 nt
Organism: Acanthopagrus latus (yellowfin seabream)
Lineage: Eukaryota; Metazoa; Chordata; Actinopteri; Spariformes; Sparidae
Gene: naa20
Product: N-alpha-acetyltransferase 20, NatB catalytic subunit
Exons: 6
Coding region: 85-621 (178 amino acids)
Biological process (GO): N-terminal peptidyl-methionine acetylation
Cellular component (GO): NatB complex
Molecular function (GO): protein-N-terminal amino-acid acetyltransferase activity
Source: RefSeq, a predicted model, not a curated record
CGCUUCUUCUUCUCCUCGCGUUUUAAAGCAAGCGGAUGUCUCUUUUCCUCUGUGAGGUUAAAGGACACAGAGCAGCAAGCCAAGAUGACAACAUUGAGACCGUUCACCUGCGAUGAUUUAUUCAAAUUCAACAAUAUCAAUCUGGACCCAUUGACAGAAACAUAUGGGAUCCCAUUUUACCUGCAGUACCUGGCUCACUGGCCGGAGUACUUCAUUGUUGCUGAGGCUCCUGGUGGUGAACUGAUGGGCUACAUCAUGGGGAAGGCGGAGGGAUCUGUGGCUCGGGAGGAGUGGCACGGUCACGUCACAGCUCUGUCCGUCGCCCCAGAGUUCAGACGACUCGGCCUCGCUGCCAAACUUAUGGAGAUGCUGGAAGAAAUCUCAGAGAGGAAGGGCGGAUUCUUCGUCGAUCUCUUCGUACGCGUCUCCAACCAGGUUGCGGUGAACAUGUACAAACGUCUCGGCUACAGCGUCUACAGGACGGUGAUCGAGUAUUACUCGGCCAGCAACGGAGAACCUGAUGAAGACGCUUACGAUAUGAGGAAAGCUUUGUCCAGAGACACAGAGAAGAAGUCAAUCAUACCGCUGCCACAUCCUGUCAGACCAGAAGACAUCGAAUAACAGUAGACGGUGGCUCUCUGCAUCCUCAUAGUCAUGUUACAUUGUACAUAAACUGACACCAUUUCUCAACACUUUUUUGUCGGAGAGCCACUGAUUGUACAAAUUUUACUUCCAUUAACAGUCGAAUUCAGUUUCAUUCCUGUACAUUAUCAAUCAACAUUUAAUUGAGAAAUAAGACAACAGACGAGUUUGACUUGAUGUUUGUAUAAUGGCACAAAACAUGGUCACACAAUAAAGACUGUUCGCUCAUGA